Colletotrichum karsti is the source of this 1707-nucleotide messenger RNA. RefSeq lists its product as uncharacterized. The record is from RefSeq and is a predicted model, not a curated record. Gene Ontology annotation, molecular function: zinc ion binding; DNA-binding transcription factor activity, RNA polymerase II-specific; transcription cis-regulatory region binding. The transcript has 5 exons. The coding region runs from base 1 to 1707 and encodes 568 amino acids. Gene Ontology annotation, biological process: positive regulation of transcription by RNA polymerase II. NCBI's taxonomy places the organism in Eukaryota, Fungi, Ascomycota, Sordariomycetes, Glomerellales, Glomerellaceae. Gene Ontology annotation, cellular component: nucleus.
AUGAAGCCACUUUCAUCAAAUCUCCGCAUGCAGCGAACAAAGACAGGUUGCGUUUCAUGCAGAGAAGCCCGCAAGAAGUGCUGCGAGAGGAAACCCCAAUGCACAAGAUGUUCUCUCAAGAACCUGACAUGUGUCUACGAAGAGAAGCGGGAGACAAAAUCCGACAAGCGAGCGUCCCGAGCUCCGCGAAGAGGUCGAAAGCCUUUUCCUGGGAAACAACCAAGACCUGAAGAGGGCUUCAUCCACACCUUCGCCAUUGCCAAGUCGACAUCCAGCGUCUCAUCUGAGUCCAGUAUUGACUGCCGAGACAAUCAUCAAAUCGACAUGAGCCAGUUCUUGAUGGACUUGGAUGAGCCGAUGGACUUCUCGGAUUACUGCGGAGACGGCAUCGGAUCCGAAUCCUGUUCGACCUUCACCAACAGCAUUUUCGAAGACUCAAGAUCGACACGAUCUAGCUCGGCUGAGCUUAUGUCACUUGAACUUGAGCUAGCUUUCCCAACAUUCUCCGAGAUGACUACCGACCCCCAAAGUCGAAAGCUUUUGCACCAUUUCUGCAGCACCUUAUGUCGUCUCAUCGUGUUCGAGGAGCAGCCGAAAAGCUCAUUUCGCGACCUCAUAUUGCCCCUCGCGUACGACAAUUCACCAGUUUUGUAUGCAAUAUGCGCUUUUGCAGGAGGCCAUCUUGAAUACAUGGGGGUUCAGACUACAACACACUCGUCGCAGUACCGAGCAAUGGCAGCGAAAGGAGCAUUUGAGCUGGUUCAGUGGAAGUCUCAGCAAGAGGAAGUGCUGGCAACGGUCAUGUUUCUUGCUUACUAUGAGUCUCUCACAAUGUCAAAUGCACCGAAUAUGGUGAUCGGGCACUUGAAAGCUGCCUUUCUCAUCAUAAGCUCAGCUCCGGAGUCAGAACGGAGUUUAACCAUGAGAUUUCUUGAGAAGGCUUUUCAUUACAUGGACGUGAUAUCAGCAUUGUCACUUGGAAUCAGCCCUGUUUCCGCAAUGCCGGUCUCCGAUUACACCUACCCGCUAGCUGUAAUGUCACCCCCGAAGCCGAAUGCUCCGACGUAUGCAGACCCAUUCAUUGGAGUCUCGGGAGAUCUCUGGCCAAUCCUUUAUCGUCUCGGCCUUGUUACGGCUCUCAAGGGCGAUCUCGACAAUGCAAUGGCUACGCAGCAGAGCACCAAAGCAGCUGUUCUCCGAGUCGAAUACGAGUCCAUGACGAAGGCAACGGAGAAGGCCCUUCGAGAUUGGCAACCCGCAGUCAUGCCAAACAGUAUGAUGUCUUCGAUGGAAGAUGAGACAAGCGCCCAACAGCAGCUGGAGGCAAUGGUCCACAGCUCUCAAUCUUACCGUCACAGUGCGUUAGUUUACUUGCAUCGUGUCAUCUAUAGCCACCCGACUAGUCAUCCCGAGGUCCAAAGCAACUCUCAUCUAUCCUUGGAGAGCUGCGCGGCAGUUGCUGCGUCUGGAGGCUCAUUGUACGCAUUGUUAUGGCCUCUCUUUGUGGCUGCUUGCGAGGCUAUCACAGACCAUGACCGAAGCUUGGCAAAGCUGGUGCUGGAGGAGAUAUCUCGGCGGCAGGGCAUGGUGAAUGUUGAGAGAGCAGAAUCUGCGAUCAUGCAACGCUGGACAGAGACGGACAUGCAAAAUGGCGAUCAAUACGGACACGACGAAUGGACUUUCGGACCGGACGUGGUAUUGGCCUAG